CCCAUGUGUUAGGCUAGCGAAAACCCAAUCUAAUUCAAUCACAUCUAAUCUCCCUCAAAUCUAUGCCACAGCGAAGCCUUCGAUCAAUAAGUAACUUGUUUUGUUUUCUUCGGUCACGAAAAUCACAAUCUCGAUAGGGCACCAUGGACAGGAAAGCCAUUGCCGACAAAAUAAGGAAGAUGCAGGCAAAUGCUGAGCAUGUCCAGCUGGGUGGCAAGGGUACACCUCGACGAAAGAAGAAGAUCGUGUUCAAAACCGCUGCGGCUGAUGACAAGAAAGUGCAAAGUAAUCUGAAGAAGUUAUCCGUGACGAACAUUCCCGGUAUUGAAGAGGUAAAUAUGAUCAAAGACGAUGGAACAGUUAUUCACUUCAACAAUCCAAAAGUACAAGCAUCUGUGCCAGCAAAUACGUUUUCAAUCACUGGAGCUGGAGAAAAUAAGCAAAUCACUGACAUGCUACCUGGUAUACUCAAUCAACUUGGACCCGAGUCGCUCACACAUUUAAAGAAAUUGGCUAAUAAUGUUACAAGUCAGUUCAAGCCUGCACCCGCUGAUGAUGAUGUUCCAGAUCUCGUAGGAGACUUUGAUGAAGCUUCCAAGAACGAGGCUAAGGCUGAAGAACAGAAGGCUUAA
Messenger RNA from Cylicocyclus nassatus, 632 nucleotides. Lineage: Eukaryota; Metazoa; Nematoda; Chromadorea; Rhabditida; Strongylidae. The record is from the annotation of a GenBank genome assembly.